Umbelopsis ramanniana AG is the source of this 888-nucleotide messenger RNA. RefSeq lists its product as uncharacterized. Bases 1 to 888 code for a protein of 295 amino acids. NCBI's taxonomy places the organism in Eukaryota, Fungi, Mucoromycota, Umbelopsidomycetes, Umbelopsidales, Umbelopsidaceae. Gene Ontology annotation, biological process: proteolysis. Gene Ontology annotation, molecular function: serine-type endopeptidase activity. The transcript is spliced from 3 exons. The record is from RefSeq and is a predicted model, not a curated record.
AUGCCGCCCUUAUACCGCCCGCCAUCACGACGCAGCAAGAUAGCACAGCAUAAUGCACCAAAUUGGGGAUUGGGACGAAUUAGCAGGAAUAAAAAUGAAAACGCAAAUGACUAUUUGUAUGAAAGUGCUGCAGGAGAUGGUGUUCAAGUCUUCAUUAUGGAUACUGGCAUAAAUGUAGCGCAUGAUGACUUUAACGGUCGGGCUACAAGGGACGCCAAUUUCGUGGAUGAAGAAUCAGAAGACGAUUUAGGAGGACAUGGGACGCAUGUCGCUGGUAUUAUCGGAGGAACGACAUUUGGUGUCUCCAAGAAAGUCCAGCUGAGGAGCAUCAAAAUACUUGACAAAUAUGGUGAUGGAACAACUGUAAGACUACUUCAUGCUCUAGAAUAUGUUGGAAAGUUAUCCAAAGGCAAAAAAAGCAUCAUCAACCUCUCUUUAAGUGGACCAAAAUCGAAAAUGAUCAACGAUGCCCUAAGUAGCACCUCCAAUGACUAUAACAUUCCAAUUUUUGUGUCUGCUGGCAAUACAGCCGACGAUGCCUGCAAUUAUUCACCAUCAGAUAACCCGGACGUAUUUACUGUAGGCUCAUCCGACCGCGAUGAUAGUGUUUCUAAGUUUUCUUCCACUGGCCAGUGCGUUCGUUUGUAUGCUCCAGGAAAAGAUAUCAAAAGCGCUUGGUUAGGCUCCAAGGAUGCUACCAUGGUUUUGGAUGGAACUAGUAUGGCUAAUCCUCAUGUAGCUGGAAUAGCGGCGAUUUUAAUGUCACAAAACACCUACAGUUCACCAAAAAAGCUUUAUGAUGCUAUCACAAACAUUGCCGUGAAAGGGCUGCUAUCGUUCCCGAAUGGCAGCGAAAAAUCCAGUCGCAACUUACUUGCUCAUACUUAG